GCCAACAAGAAGCCAGGGCUGUCCGUCCUACAACCAGAAGGAAAGGAUUUCUGCUAACACCCUGAGUCGUCCUGGAGACAGAGUCUUCCUUAGUCUCUAGAGAGAACAGAGUCUGAUGGAUGCUUUGCUUGCAGCCUUAUAAGACCCUGAGCCGAAGACCAAGCUAAGUUGAGUGGUGAUUUUAUGCAAUGGCUUCAAGCCACAGUUCACCAGUGCCUCAAGGAAGCAGCAGUGAUGUUUUCGUUAAAAAAGAGGUAGAUCCAACAAAACACAUUCGACCUGUGCAGUCACUGCCAGAUGUGUGUCCCAAGGAACCCACAGGUGAUUCACACAGUUUAUGUGUUGCCCCAUCUCUAGUUACAGAUCAACACAAAUGGACUAUAUAUCAUUCCAAAGUAAAUCUCCCAGCAGCAUUAAAUGAUCCUAGAUUAGCAAAAAGAGAAUCUGACUUCUUCACAAAAACAUGGGGAUUGGACUUUGUGGACACUGAAGUCAUACCUUCAUUCUACCUCCCACAGAUCAGCAAGGAACAUUUUACAGUAUAUCAACAGGAAAUCUCUCAGAGAGAGAAGAUUCACGCAAGAUGCAAGAAUAUUUGUCCUCCUAAAGAUACCUUUGACAGGACUCUCUUACAUACUCAUGAUAAAUCCAGGACAGAUCUGGAGCAAGUACCUAAGAUUUUUAUGAAACCAGAUUUUGCCUUGGACGAUUCUUUAACUUUUAAUUCAGUUUUACCAUGGUCUCAUUUUAAUACUGCUGGUGGAAAAGGAAAUCGUGAUGCAGCUUCCUCAAAGUUGCUACAAGAAAAGCUGAGCCAUUACCUGGAUAUUGUGGAAGUAAACAUUGCUCACCAGAUCUCUCUACGUUCAGAAGCGUUUUUUCAUGCAAUGACCUCUCAACACGAAUUGCAGGACUACCUCAAGAAAACUUCCCAGGCUGUAAAAAUGCUUCGAGAUAAAAUUGCACAGAUUGAUAAAGUAAUGUGUGAAGGAUCACUACACAUUUUAAGACUGGCACUUAGCAGAAAUAAUUGUGUUAAAGUGUACAAUAAACUGAAGUUAAUGGCCACUGUACACCAGACUCAACCUACAGUACAGGUGUUGUUAUCUGCUUCUGAAUUUGUUGGAGCAUUGGACUUAAUAGCAACAACACAAGAGGUUUUACAGCAGGAACUUCAGGGCAUUCACAGCUUCCGGCAUUUGGGAUCACAGCUUUGUGAAUUAGAAAAACUGAUAGAUAAAAUGAUGAUUGCAGAAUUUUCUACUUAUUGUCACAGUGACUUAAAUAGACCACUGGAAGAUGACUGUCAAAUUUUAGAAGAGGAAAGACUAGUAUCUCUUGUAUUUGGACUUUUAAAACAAAGAAAACUUAAUUUUUUAGAAAUCUAUAGUGAAGAAAUGAUUAUUACGGCAAAGAAUAUCAUUAAACAGUGUGUGAUUAAUAAAGUUUCACAAAUAGAAGAACUAGACACAGAUGCUGUUACGAAGCUCGCAGAUCAGAUGAGAAUGUUGAAUUUUCCUCAGUGGUUUGAUCUGCUAAAGGAUAUUUUCUUUAAGUUUACAGUUUUCCUACAGAGAGUUAAGGCAACGUUAAAUAUCAUUCACAAUGUUGUUCUCUCAGUUCUUGACAAAAACCAAAGAACUAGAGAAAUGGAGGAUAUUUUGCAGCAGAAGAAUGCUGCAAAGGAUAAUUCACUGGACACAGAGGUGGCAUAUUUAAUCCACGAAGACAUAUUUAUAAGUGAUGCAUUCAGUGAGAGUGAAUUAACACCUAUAACAAGUGACACUACCUCUCAAAGAAAUGCAUCUCCAAAUAGUGAGCCCUGCAGCAGUGAUUCGGUAUCUGAACCAGAAUGUACUACUGAUUCUUCAUCCAGCAAAGAGCAGACAUCAUCAUCAGCUAUUCCAGGAGGUGUGGACAUUAUGGUGAAUGAAGACAUGAAAUUAACUGACUUAGAACUAGGGAAGCUGGCAAAUAAUAUCCAGGAGUUACUGUAUAGUGCCUCAGACAUAUGCCAUGAUCGAGCUGUCAAAUUUCUCAUGUCAAGAGCAAAGGAUGGUUUUCUUGAGAAGCUAAAUUCCACGGAAUUCAUAACACUUUCUAGGUUAAUGGAAACAUUCAUUUUAGACACUGAACAGAUCUGUGGAAGAAAAAGCAUGUCAUUACUUGGAGCACUUCAGAGCCAAGCUAAUAAAUUUGUAAAUAGGUUUCAUGAAGAGAGAAAAACCAAGCUCAGCCUCCUUUUAGACAAUGAGCGCUGGAAACAAGCUGAUGUUCCUGCAGAAUUUCAGGAUCUUGUUGAUUCUCUGUCAGAUGGAAAGAUUGCUUUACCUGAAAAAAAGUCAGGGGCUAAAGAAGAAAGGAAACCAGCUGAAGUUCUCAUUGUUGAGGGACAACAGUAUGCUGUUGUUGGAACUGUACUGUUGUUGAUAAGAAUUAUCCUUGAAUAUUGCCAGUGUGUGGAUAAUAUCCCAUCUGUUACUACUGACAUGCUUACUCGUCUGUCAGAUUUAUUGAAGUACUUCAAUUCAAGAAGUUGUCAGUUAGUUCUUGGAGCUGGUGCACUGCAAGUUGUUGGACUAAAAACAAUAACUACAAAAAAUUUGGCCCUUUCUUCACGCUGUUUGCAGUUAAUUGUGCACUACAUUCCUGUGAUCCGGGCUCAUUUUGAAGCCCGGCUGCAGCCUAAGCAAUAUAGCAUGCUUAGGCAUUUUGAUCAUAUCACUAAGGAUUACCACGACCACAUAGCUGAAAUAUCAGCUAAGCUUGUAGCGAUAAUGGAUAGCUUAUUUGACAAGCUGUUAUCUAAGUAUGAGGUGAAAGCUCCUGUUCCUUCUCCCUGUUUCAGGAAUAUUUGUAAGCAAAUGACAAAAAUGCAUGAAGCUAUAAUUGACCUCCUUCCAGAAGAGCAAACACAAAUGCUAUUUUUAAGAAUUAAUGCAAGUUACAAACUCCACUUGAAAAAGCAGUUGUCUCAUUUAAAUGUGAUAAAUGAUGGAGGACCUCAAAAUGGGUUGGUCACAGCAGACGUAGCUUUUUACACUGGAAAUCUUCAAGCCUUAAAAGGCCUUAAAGAUUUGGACCUAAAUAUGGCUGAGAUCUGGGAACAGAAGAGGUGAUGACAUACUGGAAAACUGGGUAGCCUAACCAUAGGAUGUAUGUGUUUAAGAAAAUGUGGAUGCCUGUGAUUCAAGAACUGAACCUGGAACCCAAGUGAACUGGGGUAGGAAAAGGGGAAAAGGAAAAGUAUCAGUGAUGGGAAGCUGGGAUUCAGUGGGAUCUACAAGGAAUGCCAGUUUUAUGCUUCCUUCAGUGAGGAAUAACUGAUCAGGUGUCUAUAUUUUUCAUUCUCUCUGGAAACAGACUCAGGUUUCUUUGGACCAAAUCCAAAAGAACACAUAGCUGUAACACAGCUGUAGUUGACUAGAAUGCUCUGUAUACUUUAUAUUAAAAAAUGCUUUGCAUUUCUUCCAGUGCAAUGAAAUUCAUAUGGUGUCCCACCUUUAUUUAAUGAUGGUACAAUUUAAAAUAUUAAAAUCUUAGUCAAUCUCUGUAGAAAGUUUUCUCUAUGAAAGUAAAACUGUUUGAAAAUUAUUUUUUUACAGAUCUUUCUAUAAAAAAAUAAACAUCUUUUGAUUGCUUGGAUUUAGGAAGUCUUUUUUCAGUGACCAAGGCCAAGGUUUAGGCUGUGUGUGCUGCAUAUUUAAUCUUUCUACAACCACUGGGUGAAGCUUCCAGAACAGUCUAAAUACUUGAAAGGAUGAUCACAAGUAAUAAAGAAUAAGGUAUUAGUGUUCAUUUAUGAGCUAAUUUAAAUACUUUUCAGAAGUGAUCUAUGAAAGCCUGCAGUUUAAUAGUUGUAUUUUUAUAAAAAAUAUGAAGUGGUUUUUUUGCCUUUUUUAUUUCUAGCAGAGGUAAGAAUACAUUUUUAUAUAUUCUGCCUACUUAUGAGUUUUCAUUUUAACAUGUAACAUAUGCAGUGUGGCUCCCUUGGGUUCUUGUUUUUAAGUUACUUUCGAUGUGUAUAUGAACAAAGACCAGGGAGAAAUAGAAAAUAUAAGCUGCUGUGUUGGGGCCAGAAAUACAAGGUGAUGAGUAAGUUAUUUAAAGACUUUUUUUUUAAAUCCUCACCUGAGGAUGUUCAUUGAUUUUAAAGAGAGAAAGGGAAAGAAAAAGAAUGUGUGUGUGUGGAGGGGGGAGGGAGACAUAAAUUGGUUGCUUUUCAUUCACGCCCCAAACGGGUACUGAACCUGCAAUCUAGAUAUGUGCCCUGUCCGGGAAUUGAACCCACAACCUUUUGGUGUAUGGGAUGAUGCUCCAACCAACAGAGCCAUACCGGCCAGGGUAAACCUUAUAAGUUACCUUCAAAAUAGAAUCAGCAGCAUGCUACAAAUGAAAGUGCCUGUGUCUCACCUCACACCAGGAAUCUUGCCUAACCCUAUCAGAGUGCCUAACUUUGUAGUGAUUAUGUACAAUGAAAUAGCCUUAUUUUGUGCUCUUUGAUCUCCUAAAAGGAAAGCCUGUUUUCUUUCCUUUAUCAUUACAGAGGUAUGUCAUUGGUUCUUAACUGUCUGUCUAAAAUAAAGCUGUAAACAAUUACCAGACUUUAAAAGACUUUUUUAAUAGUAUACUGUAAACUUUAAACAAGCAGCCUACUGAAAAACAAGUAUGGAAGAAUUGGAAAAUGUAAUUGAUUCUUAAAGAAAAGCAACAAAUUACACUAUUAGUAGACCUGAUUUGAAAGGCUAUUCAAGAACAUUUUUCAAUGAUAAGCAAGCUUCAAGGAAAGGGAACUUUUGAAAAAGUUAUACCCCCACCCAUUAUACUAGAGAACAAGGAUGUGAAAGAAAUGCCCUACCUCUACCCACCCCAGCUCUUUCAGCUGGGAAAAGAAACACCACUUUGUUUCAAUAAAUGGAGCGCCUGUGGAAAAGCAUGGCAGGCACCCCAGUUUUAGAACUAAAUGAAAGGUACUAAUAAAUACCUUCAAAUGUAAUUCCUAUGGAAAUAAUGAUGUGGUUAAGAUUCUUAGAAAUGCAAAAACUUGAUUUUUUAGGUAACUGGCCAGUGAAUAUAAAUAUUCUAAGAAUAAAGCUUCCAACUGAUAAAGUAACUAUUUAGCAAGAGUAUACCAUUUUUCUUCACCAUUUCAUAAAGUUAACAUUGAAAAGUAUAAGUGUACACAUGUAUUGCUUCACAGCUUUAUUUUUGAAAUCACAAGCAAUUCAAAGUGACCAUCAUUGAGGCCUCUGUUAAAAGAUUUCCCAGCAGAGCUGCCCCAGUUUUAAGAUUAAACAAUAUUGCACUUUAAGAUGAACUUCCAGGAUCCUCUUC
Myotis daubentonii (Daubenton's bat) is the source of this 5334-nucleotide messenger RNA. RefSeq names its product VPS54 subunit of GARP complex (gene VPS54). The record is from RefSeq and is a predicted model, not a curated record. Gene Ontology annotation, molecular function: syntaxin binding. Gene Ontology annotation, biological process: retrograde transport, endosome to Golgi; Golgi to vacuole transport. NCBI's taxonomy places the organism in Eukaryota, Metazoa, Chordata, Mammalia, Chiroptera, Vespertilionidae. Gene Ontology annotation, cellular component: GARP complex.